Molecule: messenger RNA, 324 nt
Organism: Fonsecaea erecta
Lineage: Eukaryota; Fungi; Ascomycota; Eurotiomycetes; Chaetothyriales; Herpotrichiellaceae
Exons: 1
Coding region: 1-324 (107 amino acids)
Source: RefSeq, a predicted model, not a curated record
AUGAGGGGAAUCCUGUUACGGACGUUCACGAGUCACACCGACAUCCAACUCGGACGCCUUAACGGGACCAACGUCAGUGUGAUCGAGAUGGCUCCGGCGGACGUGCGCACCGACCUCAACGCCGCCGUCUGGCUGACACGGUUUGACCGAGUUUUCGGCUCUAAAAGGUCGUUGCCGACCUCACUGAGCCAUUCAAUCGGUGGUAGCGACGGGCGGUCGUCAAGAGCACACCGGCGCUCUUCGUCAAGAUGUAAGGUCAACGGCAACCUCGUCCCCAAAUUCGGCGGUAAUCUCCUCAAGCGGGAGCCUAUCGGUUUCUGGUAG